Molecule: messenger RNA, 993 nt
Organism: Python bivittatus (Burmese python)
Lineage: Eukaryota; Metazoa; Chordata; Lepidosauria; Squamata; Pythonidae
Source: RefSeq, a predicted model, not a curated record
GACACAUAAUCAAGGAGUACCAGGACCUCAAUGCCUUGUGGAAUGGCAACUACACCACCAUUGAACUCCCCUGGCCAUAUUAUGGAUGUGGCCACACCAUCUAUAACAAUGCCUUGUACUACCAGCGGGUGGGACGCAACAUCGUUGUGAAGUACGACUUUGAAACAGGGAUAUCCAAAGCAUUGUUCAUUGAGAACUCCUGGUACUACGAGCGCAUGUAUCUUUUCAGUACUUCCAAGUCAUACUUCAGCAUUGCGGUAGAUGAAAAUGGACUCUGGGUGAUGUACCUUUCCCGGCCUGAUGAACACAUCAUGGUGGCAGAAGUUGAGGAGGAGACAUUUUCCGUGCUGCGGCACAUCAAUACCACCUACCCGCAGUCCAAGGCUGGCAAUGCCUUCGUUGCCUGCGGGGUGCUCUAUAUCACUGAUAAGAACCACAUGCAUGUGGCAUUUGCUUUUGACCUCUUGCGAGAGAAGCAGCUUGAUGCCCGCUUCGAGCUGAAACUGUCCCUCUCCCUGGAAGGGUUUGAGCAGAAAGUGUCUCCAGCCUCAAAUGCAACCUUUGUGCCUGUAUUGGCCAUGCUCUCCUACAAUUGGUUGAAUAAGCAUCUACAUACCUGGGAACAUGGGUUUCUGAUACAGUACCCCGUCCACUUUCUCAUCUGAACACACCUAGUAUUAAGAUGGGACAGCCACUGGGUCAUCCACCUCUACCGUUAAGUAGAGGUCCUGUUUUGAGAAUUGCUCUUCUAAUUCCCAUCUCCUGGUUCGAGAGAGACAAACAAGGAAUGUAUCAGGAUACAGACUGGGCAAAUUACAAUUGCUGGUGUGUCCAUUGAGAGUAGUUAGAUCUCAGGGCCAUUACCUGAGUUUUCAAGGUUGGGUGAAGCGCUCAGCAACCCUGGGUGCUGCUGGCCUUCCAAAUCUUCCAGAAAAUGUUACCAAUUUAACCACCUGAGACAGAAGGGGAAAACAAUCCAUCACAUGCUUGGAG